Corticium candelabrum is the source of this 882-nucleotide messenger RNA. RefSeq lists its product as uncharacterized. The coding region runs from base 1 to 882 and encodes 293 amino acids. Lineage: Eukaryota; Metazoa; Porifera; Homoscleromorpha; Homosclerophorida; Plakinidae. The transcript has 4 exons. The record is from RefSeq and is a predicted model, not a curated record.
AUGUCACUUCAGAUUUACAAAUACAGUGGUAGUAAUAGUACUGAAGAAUUUAUUGGCGAAGCUAGAAACUGUGCGCCGUCAACUGCAUUUGCUAUUGCAAUUGCCAACUGCACUGGCUUUAGUGUAAAACUUGUGGGCAAGACAUGUGAGGAAAGCAAACUAUCUAGCACAGCUAUUACUACUUUUUACUACAGCACAAGAAUGGUGUCUGAAUCUCGUUUUGACGAUUGUCAGCAUUCAUCAUGUGGAGAUGCAGCAUGUUUUAGUGUUUCUAACAUUCGUAUGGGUUAUCGUUGUUAUUGCAAGAAAUGGUAUAAUGGGUCAUGUAUUCCAGCACCUCAAGCUACUACUAAGAAUGUCAAUAUCUGUAAUUGUCCACCUACAAAUUUUCUUGGAGAGAUAUGCUACUUGGAUGGUCACCACAACAUAAGUCAUUCGGAUAGUUCGAAAACAACUAACGUGAUCAUACAAACUCCAACACCCUUUGCUACAGCUAGAUCUGUUACUGCAACUAAACCUUCUGCAAGUCCUUUAAAAGUUGAAAGUGGGGGUAGUUCAGUAUCUAUAGCAGCAAUUGCAGCUGGUUUAGCCGGUGCUAUUGUCAUCAUAUUGGUGGUUGUUGUGAUAAUCAUACUUUAUCGCCGUCGGUUAAAGCAAUCGGAGAGCAGUCAACAGGCAUCUGAAAAAACAUCAGACGAUCUGCAGUUGAAUCCACUCUAUUGCGAAAGUGCAUUGCAGCAACAUCAGAUGGCUGAAAAUCUCUCAACGACUGCGUCUCAAAAAGAUUCUAGAGCAGACAAGAUGAAUAUACUUUAUGAAUCAGCAGAUCGGCUAGAAAGAACUGCGGCACGUGAGUCAGAGAACGUCAUUUACAACACGUGA